Molecule: messenger RNA, 5055 nt
Organism: Tachyglossus aculeatus (Australian echidna)
Lineage: Eukaryota; Metazoa; Chordata; Mammalia; Monotremata; Tachyglossidae
Gene: CABLES2
Product: Cdk5 and Abl enzyme substrate 2
Exons: 10
Coding region: 524-1462 (312 amino acids)
Biological process (GO): regulation of cell cycle
Source: RefSeq, a predicted model, not a curated record
GCCGAGGCGACGGGGCGAGUCCCGGCGCCGGCAGGACGCCCUCCUCUUCCUCAAUAACAUCUCCCUGGACGGGCGGCCCCCCAGCCGCCUCCCCCCCUCCAGGCAGCCCUCCGAGGAGGCGGCUACUGGGGAGCCUCCCAACGGGCCCCCGGCCCUGCUCCUGCACCUGCCCAGAGACAGCCCCGGCCCCACUCCGCCCGCCGACCCUCCCGGGGGCCGGCCCAGCGCCUUCCUGCCUCAGUUUCCCCAGCUGCUGCUGGGCUCCCCGCCCCCUGCCCCCAAUGGACCGCCCGGGGUGGGGGGCAGGGGCGCUCCCCCCGCUCCGCAGGGGCUCCUCAGCCCCACCCAGCCCGGCCCGGCCUUCACCCUGGAGGUCCAGCGACAGAGAAGGCGUUUUAUCUCCCAGCGCUGCUCUCUAGAAUUUUUAGAAGACAUAGUGGAAUAUGCCACUGUACAAAGAACCAAACAUUUAUCGGGAUCGCCACGGCAUAAAAGCUUGAAGAAGACUCAUUUCAUUAAGAAUAUGAGGCAGUAUGAUACAAAAAACAGCAGGAUUGUACUGAUUUGUGCUAAAAGAUCUUUGUGUGCAGCUUUUUCAAUCUUGCCUUAUGGAGAAAACAUACGAAUCAGUGACCUGAAGGUGGAAAUCCAGAAACAACGGCAUCCUUCGGGUGGAGUUUCAGUUUCUUCUGAGAUGGUCUUUGAAUUAGAAGGGGUAGAGCUUGGUGCUGAUGGAAAGGUGGUUUCUUAUGCAAAGUUCUUGUAUCCAACCAACGCUCUUGUUGCACUCAAAAGUGAAAAUCAUGGGGCCGUGUCUCAGUGUCGAUCCAGUGUUCCACGGACCCUGCCUGGAUCAAGAUAUAAAUCCUUAACAGCUAAGACCGUGCCAACAGGCACAGAACUAGGAAGCGAAAUGGGAGAAUCAAUAGAGUAUAAUCCAAAUCUCCUUGAGGAUCCUCACUGGCCCUGUGGAAAACACAAACGUGUUCUCAUCUUUGCAUCUUACAUGACCACAGUAAUAGAAUACGUGAAACCCUCGGAUCUUAAAAAGGACAUGAACGAAACUUUUAAAGAGAAGUUUCCUCACAUCAAGCUGACCUUGAGCAAAAUUAGAAGCUUAAAACGAGAAAUGAGGAACCUCUCUGAAGAAUGCAGUCUGGAACCAGUCACAGUGUCGAUGGCUUACGUUUACUUCGAGAAGCUCGUCUUACAAGGCAAACUCAACAAACAGAACCGCAAACUCUGUGCUGGUGCUUGUGUGCUGCUCGCCGCGAAGAUCAGCAGUGAUCUCAGGAAAAAUGAAGUGAAACAGCUUAUUGAUAAAUUAGAAGAAAGAUUUCGAUUCAACAGAAGAGACUUAAUUGGAUUUGAAUUCACAGUGCUCGUAGCUUUGGAGCUGGCCCUUUACCUUCCUGAAAACCAAGUUUUACCUCAUUACAGACGUCUCACCCAGCAGUCCUAGCCAAAGCUGCUUUCUAACAGCAGAAAGGCUGACAUCUUUACUUGGCACUUGAUUGGCUGAAUAGUGAAGGCCUUCCCAGCAACAUUUUUGGUGCCACAGUGUGUAUCAUGCCAUAUACCAGGCUGUACCGGGAAUUGAAACCGCAAGUUAAAACGUGCUGCAUUCUCAUCAUCACAUUGCUGGUUUACGGGGAGAACGGGAUUGUUGGCACAAAGGGUGUUUCCUUUGGACACUGAAGCACAAAAUGAUUCACAAAUCAGUUGCUAUUGCAGUUGACUAUUCUUCCUAUGCCUGUUAGGCUUAACUUGAAAAGGCCAGUGAUGUGAACUAUUCCUUUGAAUAGUUCAGAAGAUGUGAAGCUAUUCCUUUUAGAGAUUCUUAACGUUUAUUUACUUUCUCAAAAUGAAAUGUUACUUCCAUUCCAAAAUAUGUGGUGAUGCAGUUCAAAUGGUAUUUCUAAGACCCUCCUUGCAUUCUACAUGAAUGAAAUGCAUACUUUUUUAAAAAAAUUGUGCUUGAAUGUAACUGGUCUGGUACCAGUACAUUAUGUAAUUUAUGUUGCCAAGUUGUAGAUUCUGAAUUUAAAUAUCAUUUUAUCCUUUACCUGAAUUUGCCAUGCAUUUAGGAUAAACAUUUCCAGUAACUGCACUUGCAUUACUAAGGAAAUUUGGAUUCUACAGCUUGGCAAGUUUACUGAAGUUUGACUUAUUUAAACAUCGAUACUUAGAUGAAGAUAUUAAAUUUGAAGUUUGGAUUCAGAAACCAAUCAUCAUGAAAUACACUUGUUAACCAAGAUACCUGUUACCAAGACAAGUGAUUCCACAGGAGGUAAGCAGUAAUACUCAGUUCCUCAAUUAGGGGUUAUGUUCUUGAUCACCUCAUAGUAAGGAAAACCCACAGUAGUGUUCACACGCCUUGAUCAGUGCCAUUCCUUGUAUCAUCACAUUGAAUUUUACCCAGAUAAAUGUGCAUUGCUUGGAGAUUGUUCCCCAAUUCCAUAACGUUCUAUCCAAAAUGAAGUAAAAAAAAAAAAAAACACAUUAUGAAAGAAUUAAAAGUAUGGGCCCAAUAGGGUGAUCAUCCCAGUUACUUAUCUCACGACUCAAAGCAAAGCACCUUUUUAUAUGUAAUAGUAUAUUUUUCUCUUGCCUGCCUGCACCCCCAUAAAGUGUUUUCAGUAUAGUUUUUUUUUUUACCAAAUUAAGCCAAUUUUUUAAAAAUUCUAUUUUUUUACUCAAUUUGUUCUUCUAAGCAUUGUGCCACUGUGAUGGUCUUCUGGAAUUGGUAUUUGUUGCAUACUAAAGUGGACACUCAGAGGUCUUUACUGUACCACUUAUGCCAAUAAUUGAUCCAUCCUUCACCAAUUACCUAAGAACAUUAUUAACUCCAUCAGCAGGCAAAAUGUUUGGAUGAAAUUUUCAACACUUUGAUCCUUUGGGAGUUAUUCGAUUUGUAACUGCUAAGCAAUAUCAUGAUGAAUGGAUGGGGGAAGAUUUUUGUGGCUUGAGACUAUUUUUGGUAAGGAACAAGGAUAAUAGGAUUUUGAUUAAAGGAAUGUGUUGGAGUAAUUGACUACUAAAAUGCCUCUGAGAAAGAGGUCUAGUUGCUUUUCUUACAUUAAGUACUGUAAAUUUCAAUUCCAUGAUUCCAGCUCCGUUACAUGCACUGAGAGAAUGUGCCCAAGGUACCAGCAUCAGAUUAUGAAGACUACUUCUUUGCAAUGGAAAAAGUCCAUGUAGACAUGGACUGGACUUUUUAUUGUACAAGCAGCCAACUUUAUGAUGCUUUCUUCCUAAGCGAGUCUUGAAUGGAUAUAUAUUUAAUUCCAUUACUAUCAAUCCAGUUUUAAAUUUAGUAGCUGUGGAGUAAGUUUUUUGUGUGUGUAACUAGUAUGUAAUUUGUGACCAGUGUUCAGGCUUCAUAAGCUUUUAUCAAGAGUUGUCUAUAACUGUUUUGUCUGCAUGGUCUCCUUUAUCGGGAUGAGCUCUACAAAAUACUCAUAUUUAAGCUUGGCAGUUGAACAUUUAGGAAACUUGGGGUUAUAAAGGCAGUCGUCAUGGGCCAAUUUACUAAACAUGCAAACUCAUGUAGGGGCAAGUGGUCUUCUGUCCCAUGUGUGUAAAUUAACCUUCUAGUAUUGCUCAACCCAAGAACCCUUCAGUCCAGUUUGGCUUAACUCACUUAGCAUAGGCUUUGGCAAGGGCCCCUUAGGGUGUGGGUUAGUACGAACAGUCUCUCCCAAGCUCCUGCCCUGGUGCCCUGCCUCAGUUACCCUUUAAAAGGCAAGAAGUGCAGCACAGAUCCAGUGAGACAGCACUGGUCUCUGUGGGCCCAGAAAUCAGUGGCAGAUGCCUUAAGGAUGUGGCAGUGCAGCCCUUCCCCUGCUCCUUCCCUGUCAAGCACUUAGUACAGUGCUCUGUACACAGUAAGCGCUCAAUAAAUACGAUUGAAUGAAUGAAUGACAGAGGGCCGAGGCCUGCCCUGGAGCACAGCUAGACCUCACUGCCAGUCUGAAGCGCUUGGGAGAGUUCAAUGUAACUGUUGAUACACCAUUCCCUGUCUUGGAGGCCUACCCUCAGCUGUCUGAAAACUUGUCCUUGUGAGUGGUUCCAUCCCAGAAUGUAAAGCCAAGCACCUUCCGGUGUCUACUAUAUUUUUCCCGGUUAGGCAACAGAUCCUAAUAGCUUCCUACUUUGAGCAUAGUUCUAUUUAUCUGCUCCACAAGCCUGAAAGUUACAUUUGACUUCCCUAACAGCAGUUCUUUAUAGCAGACUGUGCCAUAGGAGUGGAACUGAUGUAAAACCACAGAAACCAUAACCCAGAAUUUGUUGAAAUCCCUUCCCUUGUUGGAUGUUAAGGCCCAGUAUUCCACUUCCAACUUUCCAGGCCUUCAAGUUUUAGGGGAGGGUGGAAGGAAAGUUGGAAAGGAUUUUUCCAACUGGGGGAGGGUGCAAAAGGUAUAUUCUUCUCAUGAAUCCACCCAAUUAGCGAGCAUUUUGGCAAAUGUUAAACAGCUCUGAACUUGUGAAGUCUGCUUUGAUUCCUGCACACCAGAAACUCAUUUCAGUUAAAGCUACUGUACAUCGGUUUAACUUCGACCCAACUCAUUCUACAAAAACAAUUUCAAAGGGAUAUUUAUAAAAUGGUUUACAACUUACAUUAGGUACUGUUUUCACUUUUCCUGCAGAAUUUGUGAUCAGACAACACAGACUGUUAAAGAUUCAUGUCAUCAAAUUAGACCAUUUUUAGUCAUGUCUCUUGGGACAAAUGUAUUUAAUGUUAAAGAUGCUGCUGUGUAGCAGAAAAGAAUUCCCACAAGUCAGUAGUUUUUCUGCUUCCCUCCACUUUCCUUUAAGUUUUUUCAGAAGUGUUUUAGUAUGUAAGAGUCAGGGCAGAGGGUGGGAAGGCUAAAUAGUUGGGCUUGUGGUCAAAUAAUCUAAUUACGUUGCUGUCUUUUUUCAGCACAAUUGACAGAUUAAUGUAAAUGUGUAAACAAUUCUAUUUAAGUACAUUUGUCAUAUGUAAUGUCUAAAUAGAUCAUGUAAUUGUACAAUUCAAGUGCUGUGAAAUAAAACCUGAUUUUGAUACCCCUA